GGCCAGAUUAUCUGCACCGAACCACAACCAAAGGUCUACCUCCUCACUUUCACCAACGCCCCGGACAACCGUCUCGUUACAGCGUUCUGCAAGACGUUACAUCUUGCCCUCGAUAUCAUCCAACAUCGCUAUCCUCCAGGCGUCGUCAUGACAACCUCCUCAAUCCCAAAAUUCUACUCCAAUGGCAUGGACAUCGAGCACGCGACUUUUAGCGGAGGUUACAUGCCGGAUCGACUUUAUGCUUUGUGGAAAAGGUUCUUAACGUAUCCCAUGCCUACGGUCGCGGUCAUUAAUGGUCAUGCGUUUGCUGGGGGAUUGAUGUUGGCUAUGAUGCAUGAUUAUAGGAUUAUGAAUCCUCAUAAAGGGUACUUGUGUCUGAAUGAGAUUGAGUUGGGAGCUCCUUUGAGGCCGCCUAUGACUGCUGUGUUUCGGAUGAAAUUGAACGGGACGGUUUUGAGGAAGAUGGUUUUGGAGGCGUAUCGGUUUAAGGCUCUUGAGGCUUUGGAGGCGGGGAUUGUGGAUUCGCUUGGGGGUGUUGAGGAGGGGUUGAAAUUGGUGGAUGAGUUUAUGUUGGUGAAGAAGGCGCAGCCUGGGGCGACGGGGAGGAGUGUUUAUGGAGAGUUGAAGAGAGAGAUGUGGCGGGAGACGGUGGAGUUGUUGGAACGUGAGAAUUGGGGGGAUGAACAUGGUAGGGAAGCAAAGAUCCAGGAGCGGGUUAGGAGGGAGGAUGAGGGGAGCUUGAGGAGGGUCGUGGAGUGGGAGAAGGAGAAGGGGAAUGCUAAGGGCAAGGCGAAGUUGUGA
Molecule: messenger RNA, 801 nt
Organism: Pseudocercospora fijiensis CIRAD86
Lineage: Eukaryota; Fungi; Ascomycota; Dothideomycetes; Mycosphaerellales; Mycosphaerellaceae
Exons: 1
Biological process (GO): fatty acid beta-oxidation
Cellular component (GO): peroxisome
Molecular function (GO): delta(3)-delta(2)-enoyl-CoA isomerase activity; enoyl-CoA hydratase activity
Source: RefSeq, a predicted model, not a curated record